Molecule: messenger RNA, 1131 nt
Organism: Cajanus cajan (pigeon pea)
Lineage: Eukaryota; Viridiplantae; Streptophyta; Magnoliopsida; Fabales; Fabaceae
Source: RefSeq, a predicted model, not a curated record
AUGGCAGAACAACUUGUGAGGAGGACCCUUCGGGACUAUUCUAUGCCAGAUCCUAAUAGUUACAGAGAGAGCAUUGUGAGGCCUCCUAUUCAGGCCAAUAAUUUUGAAAUUAAGCCUGCACUGUUACAAGUCAUCCAACAAAAUCAGUUUGGAGGUGCAGCUUCCGAGGAUCCAAAUUCUCACCUGAAGAUCAACGGAGCUACUGACGAUGCAGUCCUCUUGAGGCUUUUUCCUUUUUCAUUAUGGGAUAAAGCUAAGAGUUGGCUUCAUUCACAACCUCAAAGGAGUAUUUCUACAUGGGAUGAUUUGGCUACAAAAUUUGUGAACAAAUACUUUCCUCCAUCCAAAUCAGCAAGAAUGAGAAAUGAGAUCACUACUUUUGUGCAACAAGAAUCUGAAUCCUUAUAUGAGGCAUGGGAAAGGUACAAAGAGCUAAUCAGGAAGUGUCCUCAUCAUGCUUUACCAGAUUGGCUGCAGGUGCAAAUUUUCUAUAAUGGCCUUUCACCCUCUUUUAAGGCAAUUUUGGAUGCAACAAGUGGAGAGUCAUUUAAUUUGAAAACACCAAAGGAAGCUUUGGAAACUCUUGAAUUGAUGGCAAAUAAUACAGUGAAUAUACAGUUUGAUCGCCAAAAUAAGAGAGGUGGAGUAUUGGAGGUUAAUACUUUGGAUGCUAUCUUAGCUCAGAACAAGCUGUUAACCCAACAAAUUACUGAUCUGACUCAACAGUUAGGUAGUAUGCAAGCUAAAACUAUUAAUACAUCAUCCUUAUUGGUGUGUGAUUUUUGUGGAGGAACGCAUCAAAAUGGUGAAUGUCAAGCCACUCAACAAGAAGCACAUGUUAAUGCAUUGGGGCAACAACAGAAUCAGUAUUCUAAUAACUAUAAUGCAGGUUGGAGAAAUCCACCAAAUAGACCUUGGGGUGGUCUAGCACAAUCUAGCCAACCAAUGCCUCCUUACCAAUAUCAAACACAAUCUAGCAAUCAAGGGAGGAAGAUGUUUACUUUGGAGAGUGAUUUAGAAAAAUUAUCUUUGCAAACCUCUACCUUUGUGGAGCAAACUUCCAACUUCAUGAAUGAGACUAGGACAAAUUUCAAGAACCAAGAAGCUUCAAUCAGAAAUUUGGAGAAUUAG